This is a messenger RNA of Chroicocephalus ridibundus (black-headed gull), 890 nucleotides long. It is a transcript of the gene TTC36, whose product is annotated as tetratricopeptide repeat domain 36. The coding region runs from base 132 to 704 and encodes 190 amino acids. Gene Ontology annotation, molecular function: protein binding. NCBI's taxonomy places the organism in Eukaryota, Metazoa, Chordata, Aves, Charadriiformes, Laridae. The record is from RefSeq and is a predicted model, not a curated record. The transcript has 3 exons. Gene Ontology annotation, biological process: cilium assembly.
UCACCUUGGGAAGCCGCGGGCGGCGGGGCCGGGCGCGGGGCUGCGAUAGGACGGGCCACGUGCGGCGGGGCCCGUGGUGUGAACAUUAACCGGCCGCAGCCCGGCCGCGGGGGCUCGGCGCGCGGGGCACCAUGGCCACGGCCAACGACAGGGCCGUCCUGCAGACCAUCUUCAACCCCAGCACCCCCUUCGGGGAUAUCCCCGGCCUGGACGAGGAGGAGGAGGAGGAGGACGCCCAGGAGGAAGGGGACGGCUUCGCGCCGGAGCUGCUGGAGCAGGUGCGGGACCUGGAGCUGCAGGGCGUCUCCGCUGCCGAGUCGGGGGACGUGAGCGCGGCGCUGGAGCGGUUCGGGGAGGCCAUCCGCCUGCUGCCCGAGCGCGCCUCCGCCUACAACAACCGCGCCCAGGCCCUGCGCCUGCGGGGGGACGUGGCAGGCGCCCUGCGGGACCUGGACACAGCCAUUCGCCUGAGCCGGGGCUGCGGCCGCGCCGCCUGCCAGAGCUUCGUGCAGCGCGGGCUCAUCCACCGGCUGCAGGCGCGGGACGAGGAGGCCCGGCGGGACUUCGAGCGAGCGGCGCGGCUGGGCAGCGGCUUCGCCCGGCGGCAGCUGGUGCUGCUCAACCCCUACUCGGCCCUCUGCAACCAGAUGCUCUGCGAGAUGCUGGGGCGGCUGCGCAACCCCGGCGGCGCCAGCGGCGAGUGAGAGGGGCAGGGGCCGGGCAGAGCCGAGCUGCCAGGCCCAGGCGGGCACAUCCCGGCCACCGCAGCGGGGCCCCGUUCCUCCUCGUGGCUGACAGCCAGGGACGGGAAGUACCAAAGCGCUCUGGCUUUGGCUCCGCUCCACCCCCAAUAAACCUCCCUGUGUCCCUGGCACUUGGGCUCAGCGUGC